This is a messenger RNA of Scylla paramamosain (green mud crab), 3518 nucleotides long. RefSeq names its product oxysterol-binding protein-related protein 6-like. The record is from RefSeq and is a predicted model, not a curated record. Gene Ontology annotation, molecular function: cholesterol binding. Gene Ontology annotation, cellular component: intracellular membrane-bounded organelle; membrane; cytosol. Bases 766 to 2982 code for a protein of 738 amino acids. Lineage: Eukaryota; Metazoa; Arthropoda; Malacostraca; Decapoda; Portunidae. The transcript has 14 exons.
CUGUUCACCUGUUCCUGGGAAUUCCCAUAAUAUUGUGACUAUGACAGAGUCUCCAUUUGCUACUGUUUAAGAACCUCAAUCAUAUAUACUUCAAUUCUCUCUCUCUCUCUCUCUCUCUCUCUCUCUCUCUCUCUCUCUCUCUCUCUCUCUCUCUCUCUCUCUCUCUCUCUCUCUCUCUCUCUCUCUCUCUCUCUCUCUCUCUCUCUCUCUCUCUCUCUCUCAUUCAUUAAUACAUUGGCCUUUAGUUCCUUCAGUAGCUCAGCCUGAAUUAAGGCAGUAACAAUAUUAUUGCUUAAAGCCACUUAACUCAUUAAUUCCCUUCUCAUCAACAGACUGCCUAAAUAAGUAGCCACAGUGUUGCAUUGGUAUUUUCCUGCUGUUUCCAUGGAUACUGUUCUUCACAACUUCUUGACUGCAUGCUGUCUUGUUCAUUCUCACAAUAUCACUGUAUAAGACACUGUACUUAUUCUCAUAUGUAAAAUGUUAAUUUUCAUGAUGCGUGUUUGCAAAAUGAUAUUCUUCACUCUUCUUUUUUUCCUUUCUUCAUACAACAAACUUUUCUUCAUGAGGGGAGUACCAGAUUACAAUAAAAAUCAGAUUGGGAAUUUCUGCUGUCUUUGUGGACGUACUUUUGUUUUGUGCGCAGUGUCAGGGCUGCCUCUAUAUUUAUAAGAAAUUACAUAUAUGCUGUUAUGACCAUGCCUUUCACUGAUUAAACAUUUUAUGUUGAGUAUUAGUAUAACCUGUUGAAUAUGUCAUCGAAUUAUGAUAUACUCAGCAGGAGCUGGGACAUUGCGUUCAUGGCUCUUGGACAAUUCUGGGCUAGACCACCUGACCAAGGAGAUUACCACAACACAGCACCAUGUCCAGCAGCUGGCCCGCCUCCUGGAUUCCAUUGAGCAUCAGGAUGAUAUCAGUCAUGGUGAACCAGCAACACCCUCUACAAAAUCAAGGAAAAAGUUCCGCCUACGUAAACACAAAUCCAGCAAAUCCACUAGUGGGGAGUUGCCAUUGUCUGGCAGUCCAGGCAAAGGAGGACCUGAUCAGGUGGAUGCUACAGUCCCCUCACUGCAUCCAUAUUGGUUCUGGAAUGAAAUGCAGGCAGAUGGCAACCUAUGUGAACUAAGACCCCUGAGCAGCAGCAAUCCUACCCUGGCCAUGCACAAUGCUGGCUGGCACUCCUCUGUUUCACGGCCACAUAGCUAUUCUGAUGCCUCCACUGCUGUUGCUGGGGGAGUGCAGCCUCCAAAUACCCCCUCCCCCACUUCACAAUCACACCAUCCAGCUCCCAUCCCACCCACGAUUACAUUGUCUAUGGAAAGUACCUCCCGAGAAGACUUCACCAUCUUAGCUAAAGAAGUUGUGAGUCAGAUUGGACAAGUCUUGCGAGGACUCCAGACUGAACGUGAGAAGCUUCGUCAGGCACUAGAAUCAGAAUCAAAUCUCUUGGCAUCUCACAACACUACUGCUAUUAUUGCUGCCCUCAGAAACUCCCUGAAUCAGGCACUCCAACAAAAUGCAGAACUCCGCGGGCGUUUGGCCAGGAUUCAUGCUGACUCUGAUUUGUCAGAAAUAUCUGUGCCACCAUCUAUGUCUGAACUGCUUCACAAGUCCCUUCACACAUCUCUGUCAUAUGAAAGUAGCUCAUGCUUCAGUGCCUCAGAGUAUUUUGAUGCUGCUGAUGCAUUUAGUGAUGCAGGAGGCACUGACACCAGCUCAGAAGCCUCAUCUGACAACAGCUCCUUUACUAGUGAAGCCAGUGAUGCUGGCACUGAUGCCCACCCUAGUGCUGCCGAGAUUGAAGAGGAUGGGAAGUGCUUCACUGGAAGACGGACACGCCUACCAGCCCCAAAACCCCUCACUGAGGACUUCUCUGUUUGGAAUUUCCUUUACAAGAACAUUGGGAAGGAUUUGUCCAAAGUGUCCAUGCCAGUCACCCUUAAUGAGCCCCUCAACUUGCUUCAGCGAAUGUGUGAGGAACUGGAAUACAGCGAACUCCUGGACAAAGCUGCUGGGCUGGAGGAUGCUGGUGAACGUAUUGUGUUGGUGGCAAGCUUUGCUGUGUCUGCUUAUGCCUCCUCAAUAUAUCGUGCAGCUCACAAGCCUUUCAACCCACUUCUUGGUGAAACUUAUGAGAGUAUCAGAGAAGACAAAGGCUUCAGAUUUGUGGCAGAACAGGUGAGCCACCAUCCUCCAGUUAGUGCUUGUUAUGCCAAGAGCCAUAAUUUCACCUUCUGGCAAGAUGUAAGGAUCAAGACUAAGUUCUGGGGCAGAUCCCUGGAGUUUCAGCCCACAGGCAAGGUACACUUGACAUUGCGGGAAGUAGAGGACUCUGCUGUGGAGGAUCACUAUGAAUGGAACAAAGUAACUACUUGUGUCCACAACCUGUUUGGUGGUGGGCAACGGUGGGUGGAUCAGUACGGGGAGAUGAUCAUCAAGAAUGUCAAUAAGGGCCUGACUUGCAAACUGUCCUUUGUACGGGCCAGUUCAUGGUCAUCCAAAAGACAUGAAGUAUUUGGUACUGUAACCGACUCCACUGGCCAUGUGCUGCACAAUCUUUUUGGCAAAUGGACUGAAGCAUUGUACUGUGGCCAUGCACCCUCAGCCAGGGUUGUAUGGCGACCAGGCAGUAUGCCAGAGGACUUCCAUCUCUAUUAUGGCUUCACCAGAUUUGCCAUGGAGCUCAAUGAAUUAGAUGAAGACCAAGCCAAAUAUCUGCCCUCUACAGACACAAGAUUCAGACCAGACCAGAGGUAUCUUGAAGAAGGGAACAUGUCUGCUGCUGAGCUGCUCAAAACACAGCUGGAGCAACAGCAAAGGGAGAGACGUAAACAACGGGAAGAGACUGGCGUGGAAUAUGUUCCCAUGUGGUUCAGGCGAGAACACAGCAGCUCAGAUGAAUCAUGGGUGUUCACAGGAGAAUACUGGAAUAAGCGCAAAGAUCCUGGCUUUGUGAAUAUGACCUUUGACAAGCUUUGGUAGGUCCUCUAAAUGAGUUAUGGCCUUCAUUGUCAAAAUGUAAGUGUUCUAGCUAAGAAAAAUAACUGUUAAUGUAAUUGUAUGUACUUUGGAAAUUUGUUGGUAGUUUUGUAACAACCAAGAAUUAUGUUAUCGUGGAUGGGCUCAGAUUGUGAUGAUAGCAAUUUUUAAUGAACAUUCUGGAUAAUUUAGUAAAAUAUCAUUAAAUUCUAUUGAACUGGUUUAAGCUUCAAGCACAGUUCCAAGAAACACAUGGUGAAUGCCCAUCACACAAGAUACCAAGUGCACUUUGUGUUCUGGAGUGUCAUACAUACAUCUUAUGCCAUAACAGGCCAUGUUCCUCAUCCACUUGUUACUUGUACAUUUGUUGUAAACUAGGAGUGCAGUUAUUAUUUUUCUAUAUACCCAGUAUACUUAGUUUUUGGCAUUGAAAUCUUCACUAGUUUUCUUUGACAAACAUUUUUCCAGUGUGAAUUCUUUUUAGCCAAGCAAGGUGCAGGGUGGAAUCCAUCAUAAAUUGUUUAAUUUUUCUUAUUAAA